GAAACAGCAGGAGAGAAGGGGAGAGGAAAAGAAAAUAGAAAAGCUUACUCUUUUUCUCUUCUUUCGCCUUCCUCCCUUUCUCAUCUCUCUGUAAUUUCAUCAGUUUAUCUGUAGGCGUAACCUUCAUUCUCUCUCUCUCGAUAAUAAAAAAAGGUAGUAAAUUUGUCCUUCUCUCUCUAAGGAUUUUCACACUCACAUUCAUUCCUUGCUUCCUCCUUUAUAUCACGAGAUCCCCAUCCUUCUCGUUUUUUCUUCUCUCCUUUUCUUCUUGAUGUCUUCCUCAAAGCUUCUGGCUCUAUGUUUCUCUGUCUUUGCAUAUGCUAGAAGGCCUCGCUGUGGUUUCAUUUGAAGGCAUUGCCCAGACAUAACAAGACUAGGGGAAUAGAAAUAGGACAGAGAGCUCGAAGACGAAGACAUUGUUGGGGAAAGAAGAGUUGAGCCCUGUGUUGUUUGGUUAGUGUGAAAAUGUCGCAUUCUGGGAAGCCCGAUUCUGAGCUAGGGUUAGCCGCUCUCCGCGAUCGAUUUCGCGACUCCCUGAGCUGCGAGGCGAACAAGCCGGACUUUCGCGAGCUCGAUCUAGGGUCGCCGGUUUCGCCAUUGCGGACCCGUCAGAGUGGACCUGCUGCCAGUGGACUCACCACUACUACCAGUAGCAGUUCCAGUUCAUCUGGAUCGGUUUCUGGGCGAAAUGGGUACAACCCGGCCUCGAAAAGAUCCGAUACUGGUGCGAACAACCACUCCGGUGAGCUUUCUGGUUCCAGCGAGAGCAGCCCUACUGCCGCUGAGAGCCUUCGAUCUGGGGGGAAUGCCAGAAACUUCAAACCGGGCCACGCAAGAUCCGAUGCCGGAACCACCCCACCUUUAAUCUAUUCGGGUCAAAGCUCUUCCGUCACAUCACCGGCGUUGAAUGUUCUUCCUACCGGCAAUAUCUGUCCGUCUGGGAAGAUUCUGAAGACGGGCAUGGCGUCUAAUCGGACCUCCAGGACGGACGUUUUGGGCUCCGGUACGGCCAAUUAUGGUCACGGAAGCAUAAUGCGGGGCGGUGGAACACCUAAACACACUGUCGGAGAGGCGGCAAGUAUGGCAAACGCCAGGGCAACUGGUGGUGUCGGUUUCAAAGAACCGUUCAAGAAAGCGGCGGCAGGUUUGGAUCCAGAAGAGAUAAAGAGAGCGGGGAACGAGCAGUACAAGCGGGGUAACUUCACAGAGGCAUUGAAUCUUUACGAUCGGGCAAUUGGACUGUCCCCAGGUAAUGCCGCCUACCGGAGCAACCGUGCGGCUGCAUUGACAGCAUUGGGUCGGUUGACUGAGGCGGUGAGGGAAUGCGAGGAGGCUGUGAGAUUGGAUUCUAAUUAUGGAAGAGCGCACCAGCGUCUCGCUUCUCUUUUUCUCCGGUUAGGACAGGCUGAGAAUGCGAGGAAGCACCUAUUUAGUCAUGGGCUGCAGCCGGAUCCUUCUGAGUUGCAGAAGCUGCAAUCGGUGGAGAAGCAUAUCAACAAAUGUACUGAUUUUCGAAGGAUUGGUGAUUGGAAAAGUGUCCUCCGGGAAGUUGAUGCCGCUGUUGCUGCUGGAGCAGACUCUUCUCCUCAACUCUUUAUGUGUAGAGCAGAAGCCCUUUUAAAGCAACACCAAAUUGAUGAUGCCGAAUUGAUUCUGUCAGCUAUUCCAAAAGCAGGAUCACAUUCUAAAUCGUCAUCUCAGGCAAGGUUUUUUGGGAUGCUUUCUGAAGCUUAUUCUUUCUUUGUUAGAGCUCAGAUUGAGAUGGCUUUGGGAAGGUUUGAGAAUGCAGUUACAGCUGCUGAGAAAGCUGGCCUGAUUGAUCCCCGGAACGUUGAAGUUGCUGUUUUGCUCAGCAAUGUUAGGAUGGUAGCUAGAGCUCGAGCUCGUGGUAAUGAUCUUUUCAAAUCUGAAAGGUUCACUGAAGCGUGCUCUGCAUAUGAGGAAGGUUUAAGGCUGGACCCUUCAAAUGCUGUUCUCUAUUGCAAUAGAGCUGCCUGCUGGUUUAAGCUUGGGCAAUGGGAAAGAUCAAUUGAAGACUGCAAUCAAGCUUUACACAUCCAACCAAAUUACACAAAAGCACUUCUUCGAAGGGCAGCCUCAAACAGCAAGCUAGAAAGGUGGGAAGAAGCAGUCAAAGAUUAUGAGGUCUUACGAAGAGAACUUCCAGAUGACAAUGAAGUUGCUGAAGCACAUUUCCAUGCGCAUGUUGCAUUGAAGAAAUCUCGUGGGGAAGAAGUUCACAAUUUGAAAUUUGGUGGUGAAGUGGAAGGAGUGUCUGGUCUUGAUCAGUUUAGGGCUGCAAUUUCUUUACCAGGUGUGUCUGUUGUUCAUUUUGAAAUUGAAUCUGAUUCGCAAUGCAAACAGUUAUCACCAUUCGUGAACACACUUUGCAGUCGAUAUCCUUCUGUUAACUUUCUCAAGGUUGAUAUUCAAAAAAGCCCAGCUAUUGCAGCCGCUGAGAAUGUUAGGUUGGUUCCAACUUUCAAGAUCUACAAAAAUGGCAGCCGUGUGAAGGAAAUUGUUUGCCCCAGCCGUGAUAUGUUGGAACACUCUGUGAGGCACUACAGCACUUAGAACUCAUUAUUUGUACUGCUUCCAUGCCUGCCUAAAGCAUUUUGUUUGUGCUGCCAAAUUCCCCUGUUGAACUUCAUCUCCGCAGUUCUUCCAGUCUUUUGAUCCCAUCCCAGAAAUGAUCACCCGGAAUCUGUGACAUAGUCGGAGCCACAUGAUAAUAAUCUUUUUUAGUGGCCAAUGCUGCCACCAGCACCCAGAGAGAGUUUAGGUUCCUUUUGCGGUUUUUAUUCAUUCAUUCAUUCCUCAAUACUUUCUCUGGCUCCAUGUUCCUCCCUUCUCCCUUUUGUCUAUUUCCUUUUUCUUCCCUCUCCUCUUCAGUUAUGUAGGUCAGCUGUUCUUGUAUCCCUAGUUUCAUUCUGAUCCAGAAAGGAGGAAGAUUUUUAUUUGUAUGUACACUUGAUUCAAUUGGGAGUUUAAUUACCUUUAA
Molecule: messenger RNA, 3001 nt
Organism: Neltuma alba
Lineage: Eukaryota; Viridiplantae; Streptophyta; Magnoliopsida; Fabales; Fabaceae
Product: TPR repeat-containing thioredoxin TTL1
Exons: 7
Coding region: 466-2574 (702 amino acids)
Cellular component (GO): cytoplasm
Molecular function (GO): protein binding
Source: RefSeq, a predicted model, not a curated record